This is a messenger RNA of Manis pentadactyla (Chinese pangolin), 2190 nucleotides long. It is a transcript of the gene F11, whose product is annotated as coagulation factor XI. Gene Ontology annotation, molecular function: protein binding; serine-type endopeptidase activity. Gene Ontology annotation, cellular component: extracellular region. NCBI's taxonomy places the organism in Eukaryota, Metazoa, Chordata, Mammalia, Pholidota, Manidae. The transcript has 15 exons. Bases 119 to 1996 code for a protein of 625 amino acids. The record is from RefSeq and is a predicted model, not a curated record. Gene Ontology annotation, biological process: proteolysis.
UAAAGCUACAUGAACAUGACCCACACAAGCACAUUUAGAGGAGAUGAAGACCAUUUGGGAAGAAGAAAAACACUCUUAUUAAGAAUUUCAGCAAACAAGCAAACAAGGUGUUUUCAGGAUGAUUUUAUUAUAUCAAAUGGUACAUUUCAUUUUAUUUGCCUCAGUUUCUGGUGAAUGUGUGACUAAGCUGUUCAAAGAUACCUGCUUUGAAGGAGGAGACAUAACUACUGUUUUUACGCCAAGCGCCAAGCACUGCCAAAUUGUCUGCACCCACCACGCAAGGUGUUUGCUCUUCACUUUUAUGGCUGAAUCAUCAUCUGCAGAUCCUACCAAAUGGUUUACUUGUAUCCUGAAAGACAGUGUCACAGAAACAUUGCCAAGAGUGAAUAUGACAGGAGCAAUUUCUGGAUAUUCUUUCAAGCAAUGCCCACACCAAAUAAGUGCUUGCCACAGAAAUGUUUAUAUGGACCUGGACAUGAAGGGCAUGAACUACAAUGGCUCUGUUACCAAGAGUGCUCAGGAAUGCCAAGAGAGAUGCACGAAUGACCGGCACUGUCACUUUUUUACAUACGCAACAAGGAGGUUUCCCAGUGUAGAGCACCGUAACACUUGUCUAUUGAAGUACACCCAAUUGGGGACACCAUCCAGAAUAACGAAGCUAAAUAAUGUGGUGUCUGGAUUUUCGUUGAAGUCCUGUGCGCGUUCUAAUCUGGCGUGUAUUAGGGACAUUUUCCCCAGCACGGCGUUCGCGGACAGCAACAUUGACAGUGCCAUGGCUCCAGAUGCCUUUGUCUGUCGCAGUAUUUGUACUCACUAUCCCAGUUGUUUGUUUUUUACCUUCUUUUCUCAAGAAUGGCCAAAAGAAUCUGAAAGAAAUCUUUGUCUCCUUAAAACAUCUGAAAGUGGAUUACCAAGCACACGCUUUAAAAAGAACGGAGCUCUUUCUGGCUUUAGUCUGCAAGCCUGCAGGCACAGCGUCCCAGUGUUCUGCCACCCUUCGUUUUACCAUAAUGCUGAUUUCUUGGGAGAAGAACUGGACAUAGUUGAAGUGAACGGGCACAAAGCCUGCCAGAAAGCAUGUACCAACGCCAUCCGCUGCCAGUUCUUCACCUACUCCCCAUCGCAAGCAUCUUGCAACGGAUGGGAGGGUAAAUGUUACUUAAAACUUUCUGCAAAUGGAUCUCCAACUAAAAUACUUUAUGGGAGAGGAGGCAUUUCUGGAUAUACACUGAGGUUAUGCAAAAUGGAUAAUGAGUGUACAACCAAAAUCAAGCCUAGAAUUGUUGGAGGAACACGAUCUGCUCCUGGUGAGUGGCCGUGGCAGGUAACUUUGCAUACCACGGAACCCACCCAGAGACACCUGUGUGGAGGCGCCAUCAUUGGAAGCCAGUGGAUAUUAACAGCUGCUCAUUGUUUCAAACAGGUAGAGUCGCCUAGAAUUUUGCGUGUCUAUAGCAGCAUUUUAAAUCAAUCAGAAAUAAAAGAAGACACAUCCUUCUUUGGGGUUCAAGAAAUAAUAAUUCAUGAUCAAUAUAAAAUGGCAGAAAGCGGGUAUGAUAUUGCCUUGCUGAAACUGGAAACGAUAAUGAAUUACACGGAUUCCCAGCGACCCAUAUGCCUACCUUCCAAAGGAGAUCGAAAUGUAAUAUAUACUGAUUGCUGGGUGACUGGAUGGGGAUACAGAAAAUUAAGAGACAAAAUACAAAAUACUCUCCAGAAAGCUAAUAUACCCUUGGUGACAAAUGAAGAAUGCCAGACAAACUACAGAGCAUAUAAAAUAACUGAUAAGAUGAUCUGUGCAGGUUAUAAAGAAGGAGGAAAGGAUGCUUGUAAGGGAGAUUCAGGGGGGCCGCUGUCCUGUAAAUACAAUGAGAUCUGGCAUUUGGUGGGCAUCACAAGUUGGGGCGAAGGCUGCGGACAAAGGGAACGGCCAGGUGUAUACACCAAUGUGGUGGAGUAUGUGGACUGGAUUUUGGAGAAAACUCAAGCAGUGUGAAAGAGUUCCCAGGUGCCACUGGACCCUCUGAAGUGCUAACCAGAUUGCUCCCUUGCAGAGGGUUCUGAUUUCUCUGAGGAAGACUCUGGGCCAUUAUUUUCCUCCAUGGGUUACAACACAAAGGCAGUAGCAAAUGGCAGGGGCUUGAUAUUUGUAAGGACAUGCUGAAAGGAAAUAAACUGUUCUUUUCAAAA